Venturia canescens is the source of this 7069-nucleotide messenger RNA. RefSeq names its product sterile alpha motif domain containing protein 4 smaug (gene smg). Gene Ontology annotation, molecular function: mRNA binding; protein binding; translation repressor activity. Gene Ontology annotation, biological process: nuclear-transcribed mRNA poly(A) tail shortening; negative regulation of translation; regulation of DNA-templated transcription. Gene Ontology annotation, cellular component: P-body. Lineage: Eukaryota; Metazoa; Arthropoda; Insecta; Hymenoptera; Ichneumonidae. The transcript has 9 exons. The record is from RefSeq and is a predicted model, not a curated record. Bases 498 to 2381 code for a protein of 627 amino acids.
CUGUCUUUCCUCGUGAAAGGCGAAAAAAAAUAAUAGUUUCAUCGGUGAUGCGAGGAGCCAGUGCGGUCACGUAGGCCCACCGAAACGUAUGGUGGAUAACGUUUAAAGCGCGCUUCAUCGUGUGCGGGAAGGAAGUGUGAUUGAAUGAACAUUUCUAGAAAUAUGCUGUAACGGUGUGUUCGUUUCAAAUUUUUUUUCUCGCGGCGUGGUUAAGAUCGAUCGGCGAGAAAACGAAUGAAAGCAACCUCGUAAAACGAGGAACUGAAAAUCAAAUCCCGAGGCGAAGAAAACGUAAACAAAACGAAAAAUCUCGGAAACGAAGGAUCCUGUGGGCGCCUUCAAAAAAAUUAACAAUGACACUUGAACUUUGAGAUUUAAAAAAAAGUUGAAUUAAAAUCUACGUAAAGAACUGGUGGGAGGUAGAGAGACUCGUAGUUGGAGAAAAUACAACAUUGAGGGGUUAUCGACAGAAAAGAGUAAAGAACAGAAGAGACAACAUGAAGUGGUCUCCAGGAGCAUUGUUCAGCGAGCAAGUGAGCGAAUUGACACGUGUCUUUUCGCAGUGGAACGAAUGCGAGCAAACAGUAGUUCUUUAUGCUCUACUUCGACGUAUCCCAGCUGUGCAAGCUAGAUUUUUGGCUCAGGCGGUGCAUCACUCUUUGCACGCGGUUUCUGAACUCGACAGACAAGAAUCCAACGCCAACAAUCCUGCUUUCAUAAAUUCAUUACUUUCGGAACCAACGGAGGUAGCGAUAAACCAAUUGCUCACGCAUCUACCCCUGCUACGUCCUGGUGACGUCGAGUGCAAACAAUGCUAUUUGGCAGCGAUACCCGAGCUCGUAAACCAGUGCUCGAAUUCGGGUUUGUACAUUGAACAGGUGCAACAAUUGCUCGGAUAUACUCUCAUACAUCCAGCCAUAACUAGUCAAGACAGACGUCCGCUCACACAAUGGCUGAGGCACAUCGAGGAGAAAAUUAGCACGUCACCGCCGAUCAAUAGUCUUGAGGAAUACACCAAUAACUCUGCUAGGUGGGAUACGACGUGGCAACGAGCAUCGAAACAGCGAGAAUUACAGCAGCAGCAAAUACAGCAGCAGCAACAGAACAAACAAUCGAGUUUGUUCAAUUCGCAACUUGGUCAGAGUUACAGCGUGCCAUUCCCAGUACCAGUUAGCAGGCAACGUCGUUCCAACAGUUUGACUCCACCUGUCGCACCUCCGAAUCAUCUGGAAAUCGUUGAAAGGAGCAACAAUACAAAUAAUACGACUAGACACAAGCCGCGAAGUUUCAGUGUCUCCGGCGAUAAUUCUAGCAGUCUCAUUGGACUAGGACCCUUGAGUCCGCAAAGUUCGUGUGCGAGCAGUGGCAGCGAGGGUCGACUUGACGAAGCCUCGACUCGGACUCUCAGCAGUGGAAUGCGAGAUGUUCCAGCCUGGUUGAAAACUCUUCGCCUGCACAAAUACAGUUAUUUGUUCGCUACCAUGAGUUACGAGGAAAUGCUUGAAUUAACGGAGGAACAACUGGCUGAACAGGGUGUGACAAAAGGAGCGAGGCACAAGCUUGCGCUAUCGAUUACAAAAUUGCAGCAACGUUAUACAACGUUGUACAAUUUAGAGAAGGAUCUACUGCAACCGACCCGGGACGGAAAUCAAACCGCCUCGUUUUCUCAAGGGCCCGCACUUUUGGUCACGACCCUCGAUGAGCUCAACACCAUUCUCACUACUCCUUUGAAGCCGAGCCAGGAAACCGAUCCUCAAGAUAUUCCGGCUCAAUUUACCCGAGUUCUUGGAAAAUUGUGCAGCAGAUUGGCUCUCGAAAGUAUCGAUGACAUUGUAUUAUGCGGCUGUAUAAACAUAUUAGAAAAAGUGCUGCAGCACGACUGCUUCACUCCAAAUCAGAAAGAAAAGGUUCAACAAUGGCGUAGUCGUCUUGGAAAUCCGAGACCAACACCAAAGCAGCACAGUUACAGUUACGGUAACCGGAGAUUCUGCAACGCCCAACAGCACAACCCUCACAGCAGGAAACCAAGUUUGAAUCUUGGUCACAUGCAUAAUAAUCCACACCAACACAUCAGCAGCUUCAUGGUUAGCCCACAUAGAAAUAGUAUUUCGACACCGUACUUGCAAAACAAUCACAGUCACAGCAUAAAUCAGAACAGUUUGCGACAACUGCACGCCGCCGAGAAACGACCGAGCCUCCAGGAAACUAGUUUGGAGUUAUUGCAGAAAACAUUGCAGCGAACUUACAGCGCGCCGCGCGACCAAUUUUUCACCAAUACGAGUAACCCGUUAGAGACAACGGAGCCAGAAAUAAAUUCACGGCUAGAAUCGCUCUGUUUGCGAAUGACUGAGCAAGCGAUCGGUGGUUUUGGUGAGGCCUAAAAUUAUGAACAAAAAGGAGAAGUACAGAACAGCAAAAACAAAAGAGUCACAAUGAAAAAGGUAAAAACAAUCAUGAAAAACAAUUAAUUAACGAGGGCCAACGGCACGACUUUUUUGGACAAGCGAAAUAAUUUCGUGCGAUGAAAUAGCGCGUAAGGUUCGAGGAUGCUGAAAACAAAAAACGCUCACAGAGUCAAAGAACAAAAAAACAAUACAGACACUACCAAAUAAUUUUUAGUUUUUGGGAAUUUCACGAAAAUUCACGCGGGACGAAAUGAGAGGACGGAGAGAGAAGCGCAAUGAGAAUCAUCUCGGUACGAACGAUUUGUAGAUGCAAAAGAAAGACAUGGAUGUGCGCGAGAAUGUGUGUAUGUGAGAGAGAGAGAGAGAAAGAGAGAGAGAAUCCCGAUUAUUGAGAAUCCAUUGAAUCGCAAUUGUAAUAUUUAAAUACGAAAAAAAAAGAGAAAACGAAAAAACAAAACAGAGAAAGUUUGGCAAGCCAAAUUUCUACUAGAAAGAUAGAUUCUUUCCUUCGAAACUUAUUUACUACAAUCUAAAUAUGGAAUAUAUUAUAUUAUAUAAUUACAAUAGAAUUUUGAACGAGUAGAAAAAUCCGAAGAAUAAAAAAAAUGAGAUUAGACGAAAAAUAAACGAGGAAAAAGAGAUUGAAGAAUGAAAUGAACUUGGGAGAAAAAGGAUUUAGUGUGAAACAGCUGUGCGGUAUUUGCAAUAUUGUUUUUUGUGUUAUCCAUUUCGGGAAAUGGAAUUCUUCUGAUUUUAAGCUCCAACACGCAUUAUCUCAUAAUAAUAAUAAUCAUAGUGAUAAUAAUGAUAAUUAUAAUAAUAAUAGUAAUGGUAAAAAUAAUGAUAAUUGCAAACUUUGAUUUUAACGAAACUGACUGAUUAAUACAAUUUUUUUUGUUUUUUUUUUACGUUUUAAUGGAAUUGUUUCAUGCAAGAAAAGAUCUAACGAAGAAUAAGAAAGAGAAACAAGUUCGAGCUCUCUUUAUGUACCAAACGUGAGCUCGAACGAUAAUUUAACAAACACACUAGAAAAGUACUGAAAACAACAAGUGAACACAACACAACCCGGUGGGAAAAGAUUGCAAACCUUCGUAACGAAGAUUUUUAAUAUUAAUUAUAAAUGCAUUUUUGUAGAUUGUCCAUAUAUAGCAUAAAACAUCGAUAAACGUACGCAAAAAGAAAAAUAAAACACAAGAUCCGAAGCUUGAAAUACGAAAAAAUAAUGAUAAGCUAGGAUCAAAAAAUUGUCAUUAUUUUUUCUAUCCUGUCGUGAAUUUUUCGAUAUAUUGACUCAUACGUACUCGUAUGUUUUGUACUUCGUGCACAUAUUUCGUGAUAUAAAUACGUGUACAUAUAUAUUUAUAUAAAUAUAUGUGUGACUCUUUCUUUCUCGAUCAUACGGUUGAGAUAUUCGCCUUAGUAGUGAAUUUUUUGGUGCGGAACUCUAUUUUGUGUUUUUUGAUUUCUUCACUAAAGUUUUAUAUCUCGGGUGGUUCUUUGGUAUUUGUCGGGUUCUAGUUCGAUGGAAAAUUUCAUUUCAAGCUUCGUCUUUAAAGAAAAAUAGUCGUCGAGAAAAAAAUAUUCAAUCUCCGAAUUUUGAAUCAUCGACGCGUAUCCAAAAUCGUGGCUGAGAUUCGAAAAAAAAAGACCAAAAAGGAAAGAAUGACUUGUUUCUCGUCUUUUUAUUCGAUUCCGUAAAUUAAUUUGUAUCAAAAAAGGGGGAAAAAGACUCUGAGGGCCUUACACGUCAGUUGAAGGAGAGAGGAGGGUUUCAUUUCGAUUUUGACAAAGCGAGAUUUGCAAUCGCUAUGAAAAAAAGAUGAACAGAAGAGAGAGAGAGAGAGAGAGAAGGAAAAAAGUGUGGACGUAAAAAGCGUUUGAUAAGUAACAUCGAAAUCUGUGGCUUCAAAUUGUUAAGCAUACACUUUAUUAUUGUAACGCAUAAAAAAAAGCUGGGAAAAAAAUAUUUCAAAAUAGCUUUGCGUAAAUAUACCUUAGUAAUAUUUUUCGUGCAAGAGAAAAGAAAAAAGAGUAAAAAAAAAACGAAACGCAAAGUAAACUGAUUAAUUAAAUUAUAGAUCGAGGAUAAAAAAAAAAUGAAAGACUGACUAUUUCGCGCGCCCUGCCAGUCGAUGACGAGAGAGAAGUAUCUCUCUAAACACAGAGAUUCAAUUGAUUCGAUGGAAGGAGAAUUUUGCAAAAAUUCAAAAUAAAAAUAAGUAAAAUUGUUACGACUUUGUCGAAGCGUGCGCGUGAAUAUAAAACAAUUGGAAGACUGCGGAAAGGAUGAAAAAAACCUGUCAAAAUAAAUAACGAUUAGAAAUGAGUUUGACUGCGGAAGAGAAAAGGAAAAAGUGAAAAAAAAAUGAAUAAAUAAAAUAAUAAUCGUAAAAUACACAGGAGAGGAAGAAAAACAAAUGUAUUAUGAAUAAUGGAAGUACUAGUGUAGCGAUUUUAGGUUAUUAACGAUUAUAGCGUUAUUAUAUUAUUAUAUUAGAAGAUAAUUGAUGUAAGCCUAUCUCAUGGUGGAUCGCUUUUUUUCAAACAUUUCUUGUUUUGUGAAAUCUAAUCAAGUAUCCCAGUGAAACGGCCUUUGGAAUUUAGUGAGACAAUUGAAUGAAACCCAAGAUUUGAUUAUAUUGAAUUGAAAACUUGAAAAUUUUCUAGAUACAAAUUUCGUUUUGCGCGAUUCAAACUAAAUUAUUUUAGCCUUAAAUGUGUAAUUAUUUUUGUCCUUUUUUCACGUUUAUACUUGCGAACGAUAUCGACAAUAGGCCGAACUGUAAAGAAACAAAAAAAACCACAAUUUAAUCUUCAACUCCGAGUGCGAGAUGAUUAAGCUAGUCAAGCAAUUACAUUUCUUAUUCCAUUGUUUUCUGCUCGUCAAUUCUGCUUAUGCUCAAUUAUUUACAAAUCCUGUUUGUUCAUACUCCAAUUGUGAAAUCGCUGAAUAUUGGGACGUUGAAAAUCUUGACCCUUGAGUUAUGCUCAGGAUUUCGGGAGAGUCCGGAAAAAUGUUCAGUCCAAAUUGAGAAAAUUUUAAGAAUACGUCAUAAUUUCUCAUGCAUCAAUACAAUUAUUUUCAAUCAACGAACGGUCGUUUUAUCUUUGAAGUGUAUCUGAAAAUGAUGAACCUGUUUUCAACAAGCGUUCUUUUCGCUUUCGAUGCGAGAUUAUAUUUCUGUUUUAUUCGCUCAAAUUUGAAAUCUUAAAAAAUAUAAAUCGAAACGAAAACAUACCUUAUGGAGGUCCACAUGUUUUUUCUCAUCAAAAAAGAAUGAAGGAAAUGAAAACUCGAAGCAAGCGAAGUAACAAAAAGACUGUUCCACGGCGAUUUCAGGAAUUUUGUUCAGUUGUAAUUAAAUUUGAAUGCGAGGAGGAGAAGAAGAAGAAGAAGAAGAAAACGAAAUAAACAAUGGAAAUGAAUAAUAACGAGAGAAAAUAAAAGGAAAAGAAAAUUAAAUACAACAAUUAUGUAAUUAUAUAAAGGCAGGACCUAAACUAACAAGAGGAAAAGAAAGAGCAAGCGAAUUUUGUUUAAUUUGCAUUAACGCGUUUAUUGAUGAAAACAAUAAUCAAGAUAAAAAAGAGAUGAAGAAAAAGUGAAUUCCGUCGCCGCCAUAUUGUAUUUGAUUGGAUUUUUGCAAAUAUAAUUCAAACGGUAAAUGGCGCUGCGAUCAUUGAGCCUUGCUUUUGUAUAAUUUUUCUUCUUUUUCCUUCUGAUUAAUUGUCUUUAUAGCUCAUACACAUAAAUCUAUAUAAAUAUAUAUCUAAAUAUAUAUAUAUAUUAUAUAAAUUUAUCGAUUAACCUGCAUAGAUGUAAAAUUACAAUCACGUCCCGACGAUGCCAAAGGCCUGAGCCUCGUCUUUGUUUUUAAAGCUUUUUCUUCAUUCUGUGGACCAUUUUUUCAUCAACACUUUGUUGUCAACCACCGUUCGGAAUCUUAAUUAAGACUGGCGAGAUUUAAUACUGUACUUACUGGUAGAACUAUAUUUUCCAAUCACCGGUUCCAUUUGCAUAAAAAAUUUAAAAAUUAAAAAGAAAACAAGAAGGCACUCAAAAAGAAGAAACGAAAAAUCGUUGUUCACCAAUAUUUUAAUGUUUAUAGAUCGAAGGCGGCGGCUGAUAAUAUAUUAAUGAUGCGAUAUACCACACGUAAUUAUAUAAAUAUUCAUAAAUCUCUGGGUCCACUUGUUUUGGUCGGGGCAAAAAAUGAGAAAAAAAUCGGAAUUUCGAAUUUUUAAAGGAAUUCCAAUGUUUUUUUGAAAAAGAAUAUGGUGGAAAUUAUUGCCUGGGCCUAUGAUCGAGUCCCAGAUCCAGGUAGCAAGCCUUUGGCCACAGAAUAAGAUAUUCGUCCUCGAAAAUCCUCUCAAAUUAUUGUUUUCCUUUUGAAGAAUGUUUCGGAGGAAGCUCUUCGGAUAUUCAACGUUGUACUUUCCUGUUUGAAAUCAGGCUCUGCUAGCUGGGAUAUUUAGUUCUUUAAGCCGAAACAACAACGUGUAAAAACGCAAUUUUUGUACUGUUAAACAAACAAAGUUAUAAAUAGAGAAAACGAAAUAAUACGUACACUGACGUUGUAGUGUGUGAGCUGAACGAAAAAAAAAACAAAACAAACAAAAUACCACUUUUCAAUAAAACAUUUUCAUACGCAAUACGAAAAAUA